This is a messenger RNA of Glycine soja, 1278 nucleotides long. RefSeq lists its product as uncharacterized. The transcript is spliced from 2 exons. The record is from RefSeq and is a predicted model, not a curated record. NCBI's taxonomy places the organism in Eukaryota, Viridiplantae, Streptophyta, Magnoliopsida, Fabales, Fabaceae. Bases 18 to 923 code for a protein of 301 amino acids. Gene Ontology annotation, cellular component: chloroplast.
UGUUUCAAAUAACGAUAAUGAACAGAAAACAAGAGGCCCAAAAUACUUACAGCCAACACAUAAAAUUUCGUCCUGCUGCAUCCCUUUUCUCACCGAGUUCCCUCUAUUGUUUUCUAACCCAAGCAUAUACAUGCUUGUUCUGUUAUGUAAAGAUGAUUGCACUCAAAUCCAUUCAUCCUUUCUUCACUCCUAUCUAUAUCAAAUAUAACAUCCACCGAAGCAGAUGCCUCAACACAAAAGAUUCUGUUUUGUGCCUCUGCAAGUCCAAUCAAUCUGAAUCUCAAGCUCCCCAACCAGGAGAUAUUCGCAAACAAGAACUGCUAGCCCAAAUUGCCAUGCUUCAAACUCAAAAAGUCCGUCUUAUGGACUAUUUUGAUGAGAGAUCUGAAUACUUGACCCAGUUUGGUGAAGAAGCGAAGGCUGAGUUUGACAAGAUUGGAGAAGAUGCCCUCCAAGGAUUAGAUGAAGCUAGUGCCAGAAUAACAGCAAACAUAGAGAGCCAGAUGGUGGAGUUUGAGGAAUCUGCAGAACUUAACAGACAAGAGAUUCAGGAGCGUGAAAAAGAACUAGACAAAUUUGAAGUUCAAAUGGAGGAUGGAAGAAACGAAGGGCUAUUCUUUAAGAACCUCAGAAAGAAGGCACCUGUUGACAAAGCGAAAGCUAAGGAAGAGGCAGAAAAAAUCAAAGAUGUAGCCAGAGAAAAAGCUGGUAGCAGAACAAGAAAAGGCAUUUACCUCCUCUUUAUUGGCUUACUGACCUUUGCAAUAGUUGAUUCUGUUGCCUCAUCAUCAACUGAUUGGAGAAAAAUAGCAGUUCUGGGAGCUAUUCUAGUGGCUUUAGUUUCUCAGUUCAUCUACGAACAGACAAUGUCAAUAGAAACUGGAAAAAUAAGAAAGAUCGAUACCGAAGAGGAAAAUAACUGAAGUUUAAUUGUUACUGAGAUUCAAUGCAAGUUUCUGUGGAAGACAAAAUUAUAAUGGAUGUUGCGUGAUGCAAUAAUCCCAAGUGGAAGCUUAUAACUUGGGCCUGAUAUCAUCAUGCUACUUUGCUUUGGCAUCAAUAACAGCAGAUAUUGGUGAUAUAACUAGAAUCACCAAAAUCUGAGUAACUGGGUUACCAAGUGAUGCUGAUGAAACUUUUAACAUCCUAUGUCAAUACAAAAAAAAAAAAAAAACACUCUUAUUAUCAUACUAGUUUUUAGAUAUGUACAUUUGGAAGCUAACUUGUAUAUCUGUGUCUUCUGUCAUAUAUGCAAUUAAUGAGAAACUAAUAAAUACA